UUGGCAUGUUACCAUGCUGAUAUUUGCUUGUUAGCACUUCAAAAUUGUUUUGCAGGUACUGCAGAUUUGACGAAUUGUCAGAUGAUCUCGAAGUUUGGCAAUACAGUCGUCAUGGAUGAGAGGACACGCCAUAGUAGCAACUUGUCAAUCACAAGAGAUUUACACCAGCUCCUUAAGACCCUGCCUUAAUCUGAGAGGAUGUGUGAGUGAGUCAGGAUGAGUUUUCUUUUUCACCGCUGGAUACCAAGCAGGCCAUAUGGGAACAUGAGGAGGAGGCCCGGUGUAACUCAGGAGGCUUUGGACGAGCUCGGAUCGCCUGCAGCCAUGGAACCUCCCCGUCCAACGAUUAUACAGAGGACUGACUCCAAAAGAGGCAUACAGCUGCCUGAAUGAUAGUCAGGAGGAGGGAGGCCCUGCCAGGAUCUUCAGCGUGGCACUGUUCGUGGUGUCCCCUCUGCCUCCUGCACUCGAACCAGGCUGACAGGCGGAGCUGUGGAUAGGGACAACGCAGGGGAUGGAGGUGCCACUUGUUAAUUUUGAAAACAUGGAUGAUGUGGGCAUCAACCUGGGAGACCCGAAUGACUCCGGGUACCCGACCUCGCCCACCUCAGAGGCCCCCGAUCAGAAUCUCUUCCCCCUGCAGUCGCCACAUAGACGACGCGGACAUUCGUCCGGUCAGGAGGGGUUGUCGCCGUCCACUCCUCCGACACUGACCACUAAAGCGAACUCCAGCAGCGCCAGUUUGAUCUCUAACCUGAAGCUCCUGAUCAACAGCGAGUCUCCCACUGACAGCGUCUUCAGUAAGAUGGCGAAGGAUUGCUACGAGAAUGAAGAUUUGUUUGAGAGGCACUGCAUGGAAGAAAAAGACGAGAAAGUUGUCAUCAAUAUUUCGGGCCUGAUGUUCGAGACCCAGCUCAGCACCCUGAAUAAGUUCCCCGAGACGCUGCUCGGCGACCCCAUGAAGAGGAUAAGCUACUUCGACCCGAUGAAAAACGAGUACUUUUUUGACAGGAACCGGCCGUCGUUUGAUGGUAUUCUGUACUACUAUCAGUCAGGAGGGAGAAUCCGCAGACCGGCCAACGUUCCCUUAGAUGUGUUCGCGAAUGAAAUAGUUUUCUACGAGUUGGGUCACGAGGCGAUGGAGCAGUUCCGCGAAGACGAAGGGUUUAUCAAAGAGCCAGAGGUCCUUUUGCCCACCAACGAACUCCAGCGACAGUUCUGGCUCCUGUUUGAAUACCCAGAAAGCUCCAGUGCGGCCAAAUCUGUAGCUCUGGUUUCUGUGUUUGUCAUCGUCAUUUCCAUUUUCAUCUUCUGCCUGGAGACUCUGCCAGAGUUCAGGGAGGACAAUGACUUUACCCCGGCUUUGACCCAGAUGAUCAAUGGGACACAAGAUGCUACUCAUCCCGCCGCCAAAGACAUGAUGGCGUAUUUCACAGACCCCUUUUUCAUUGUGGAGACUAUUUGCAUCAUUUGGUUCUGCUUUGAAGUCGGCGUCCGUUUCGUGGUGUGCCCCAGCAAGCGCGAUUUCUUCAACAACAUCAUGAACACCAUUGACAUAGUCUCUAUAAUUCCAUACUUUGUAACCCUGGGAACAGAGCUGGCUACGACCCCUGACGAUGACAUGAACUCUGGUCAGAACAUGUCCCUGGCAAUCCUAAGAAUCAUCCGCCUGGUGAGAGUUUUCAGAAUUUUUAAGCUCUCCCGACACUCGAAAGGGCUUCAGAUCUUGGGGCAGACCUUGAAAGCCAGCAUGAGGGAACUUGGGCUGCUCAUCUUCUUCCUUUUUAUAGGAGUCAUCCUAUUCUCAAGUGCCAUCUACUUUGCAGAAGUGGAUGAGCCCCAGACACAGUUUGUUAGCAUCCCCGACGGCUUCUGGUGGGCCGUGGUGACGAUGACCACCGUGGGAUACGGAGACAUGUGCCCCAUCACGAUGGGAGGCAAAAUGGUCGGCACCCUCUGUGCCAUUGCUGGUGUCCUGACCAUCGCCUUGCCCGUGCCGGUCAUCGUCUCCAACUUUAACUAUUUCUACCACCGUGAGACCGAGCAGGAGGAGAAACAGAUCAUGGACGCGGCGGCAGAGGCUGCGCAGAAAAUGUCGGCUGCGAACAAGUACGGAAGCACGCCGUCGCUCAACAAAAGUAACGGCACCUGGCAGAACGAGAAGAACGGCAUGCACUGAUAGGGGAACCACGCAUUUAUAUCAAGGGCAUGAAAAACACACGGACAAACACGACAUAUCCAGUAGUGAGAUGAACUCAUCUUUCUAGCUAUUUUGUACUGUGCACACUGUUCCAGUAUUAAUAGGCACUGUGUGGUGAGACAGCCUUUAAACUG
This is a messenger RNA of Acanthopagrus latus (yellowfin seabream), 2334 nucleotides long. Its product is annotated as potassium voltage-gated channel subfamily A member 10. Gene Ontology annotation, molecular function: protein binding; delayed rectifier potassium channel activity. The transcript has 4 exons. The coding region runs from base 515 to 2179 and encodes 554 amino acids. Lineage: Eukaryota; Metazoa; Chordata; Actinopteri; Spariformes; Sparidae. Gene Ontology annotation, biological process: protein homooligomerization; potassium ion transmembrane transport. The record is from RefSeq and is a predicted model, not a curated record. Gene Ontology annotation, cellular component: membrane; voltage-gated potassium channel complex.